Carlito syrichta (Philippine tarsier) is the source of this 871-nucleotide messenger RNA. It is a transcript of the gene CSF3, whose product is annotated as colony stimulating factor 3. Gene Ontology annotation, biological process: immune response; positive regulation of cell population proliferation; positive regulation of myeloid cell differentiation. Gene Ontology annotation, cellular component: extracellular region. The record is from RefSeq and is a predicted model, not a curated record. Bases 30 to 644 code for a protein of 204 amino acids. Lineage: Eukaryota; Metazoa; Chordata; Mammalia; Primates; Tarsiidae. The transcript has 5 exons. Gene Ontology annotation, molecular function: growth factor activity; cytokine activity.
GCGCCCACGGCCCAGCCCCACCCUGCCCCAUGGCCGUACCUGCUGCCCAGAGCCCCGUGAAGCUGAUGGCCCUGCAGCUGCUACUCUGGCACAGUGCUUUCUGGACGGUGCACGAAGCCACCCCCCUGGGCCCUGCCAGCUCCCUGCCCCAGAGCUUCCUGCUCAAGUGCUUAGAGCAAGCGAGGAAGAUUCAGAGCGAUGGCACGGCGCUGCAGGAGAGGCUGUGUGCCACCUUCAAGCUGUGCCACCCUGAGGAGCUGGUGCUCCUCGGGCACUCUCUGGGCAUCCCCCGGGCUCCCCUGGGCAGCUGCACCAGCCAGGCCCUGCAGUUGACAGGCUGUUUGAGGCAACUCCACGGCGGCCUUUUCCUCUACCAGGGCCUCCUGCAGGCCCUGGGGGGGAUCUCCCCCGAGCUGGCCACCGCCUUGGAUGGGCUGCGGCUGGACGUUGCUGACUUUGCCACCACGGUCUGGCACCAGAUGGAAGACCUAGGGGUGGCCCCCACCCUGCAGCCCACCCAGAGUGCCCUGCCAACUUUCGCCUCCGCCUUCCAGCGCCGGGCAGGAGGCGUCCUGGUGGCAUCGCACCUGCAGAGCUUCCUGGAGCUGGCCCACCGCGUCCUGCGCUACCUGGCCCAGCCCUGAGUGGAGCCCACCCCACUCGGCGUAUUUAUCUCUAUUUAAUAUUUAUGCCUAUUUAAGCCUAAUAUUUAAAGACGGGGAAGAGCAGAACAUGGUCCUAGACUUCUGGAUCCUUCCCUCCGUCUCCGAGUUUCAUUCUCCUGCCUGUGGCAGUGAGGAAAAGCUCCUGUCCUCCCGUCCCCCGGACUGGGGGGAGAUUGGUAAAUACCAAGUAUUUAUUCCUGUGACUG